Messenger RNA from Parathielavia appendiculata, 2881 nucleotides. RefSeq lists its product as uncharacterized. Lineage: Eukaryota; Fungi; Ascomycota; Sordariomycetes; Sordariales; Chaetomiaceae. Gene Ontology annotation, cellular component: mitochondrial inner membrane. Bases 125 to 2737 code for a protein of 870 amino acids. The record is from RefSeq and is a predicted model, not a curated record. The transcript has 3 exons.
CUUUUGUCGCAAAGACAGUCGGAGACCCACCUCGCGGUCCCUAAUACCGAUGGACACCAUCCACGGGACGCUCUCGUAACAGAGGCUUGGUGGUGCAGCAACCAGUACUGCUUAAGUCGCUCUCAUGCUUGGACGCAAACUGGCCGGAAGCGCCAGCUUUGUCUGCUUCAGAUGCCGACUCCAGCUGGCAAGAGCCCCUAACCGCUCUAUGUUCCCUGCUGCCACUUCCAUCGUCCAGUCGGCCCGUCCAAGUUUCCAGCGACAUAUCAACAUUCACAGCGGGCAGGGUGUGCCAAUCGCUGCCGACAAACCCGGCAGCGACAUUGAUAUUGAGAUCAGCGACGAGCCCAAUCCCGACCCCAGCGCCGAGCAAGAAAACGAUGGUGCAUCCCACGACGGAGGCUUCGGCAUCAUUCCCAAACCAUCCCCUACAACUCGGUCACCGCAGAACCGCACGGUGUACACGUCCAGGGGCCGCCUCGUUUCCCCAGAGCAAGAAGGCCUUUCUGUCGACAUCUUGGGAAAGCCGGGAUCUGCCAUUAUUCUGCGAGAAAAGCGAGCACUCCGAAAGAGCCGCCGGCACCCGACGCUCUCCCCCAACAAUGAUCCUACGGAUGGCUCGGUUGAUCCCGCAAGCUUGCUGUCGAACGAAGACACUUUCGCUACGUCAGAUGACAUUUUACUCAACAUCCACGAGCUGAAACCAAACGGCACACGGAUCCUCAGCGAUAAAGACUUCAACAAGCUUCAAGACACGCUAGUCCAGGGGUUCACCAACGCACAGUUGGUGCACUACAUCGGGGAAUACCAAAGGAUUCGUCGGCUGAGCCAGGAGGAUGAGCACGUCUCGGAAGUGCAUCCUUGGGUGCUGGAAGCCCAGCCAUGGGUACCCUACGUUGCUGGCGCAGGCGGAGCCGUUGAGCCUCUCCUUCAAGGGUACGUCACUAAGGUCAUGACGCCCAAGAAGCGGCUCGCAAUUCGGAUAUUGCGAGAAUGCUGGGAUGUGUCCAAUCGAGAGGUCCUUGACCGAGAUGGCUAUCUGGAGAUCCGGCUGCGUGAUGCCGAGUUCUCCCUUCUGACCCUUGGCAACCGGAGAUGGCUGGAAGGCACCCCAAGGGCAAUUCUGGACCGUGUGAAGCAAGUCAAGCUGAUUCGCGAGUCGCGCUUGGUCUCCAUCGUCGGUCCCAAGCACGCCGCUGAAUCGAUUCUCGACCGAAUUCACGACGUGCUCUCGAAAGCCCGGACAAGCGACUUUCCAGUUGACCUUGUUUCUCCGAAUCCCCUCGAACUCAGUAUACUCGAAGAAGUUGGGCGCAUGACCAACACAUUGACACGCCUUGACUCAUCAGGCAACAAGGUUGUUGUUACUUGGAUACACUUGGCUCAGCGAGACGAAAACCUCGAGAACGCGAGCGAGACCGUCUUCCGGUUUCUCCGUGAUGCAUACGGGCCCAAACCCCGCGUCUCCACGGCUCUGAGCGUAGUACCGGACCAUCUCGUUCACCGGGGACGGUACCUCCCCAUGCUCAACGUCGCGCCGAAACUUCCAUGGGAGGAACGCUUUGGAAAAUGGGAGAGGUGGACAAACGCCAUACCUCAGAGCAAGGCCGCCUACAAGGAACAGACAUUAGAAGCCUCAAUACCGGCAGAUAUCCUCGCCUUCGACACUGUCGCGGAAAAUGCCAUCCAACCCUCCGAAGUACCGAUUGGCGACGGACCGGGAUGGUCUUCUGCCUUGCAGACGGACACGACCGCAGUCUUUGGGCAUGUCGUCUUUGCCCGGAAGAGCCAGCAUCCUCCGUCACCCGAUCCACAUCUAGACCCAACAUCGCAGCUCGACACCUCGUUCCCGCGCACCUUCGUCCCUACGCUUCCCGCCCUCGGCUGUCUUAACCUGCCCAGCAACCUUCGCGAGCAAGGCCUUUGGCACACCACCACUAUGAUCCGUUUCGCACCGUCCCCGGACAUGUCCCCAGACCUCGUCAUCUCCGCUCCGACCCUCGAACUCCGCCUCGAUGCCGACCACCACGAGAUCACAGGCCUCACCUCGCUUCGCGCCAUCAAGGACACCUUCCGAGGUGACGUCCUCUUCCCAGCGGCGCCCGUCGACGUGCGCCUCAUUCAGCAGCGCUACCUCCUCCUCCCAGGCCCGAGCAUCGAGCGCCAUGUCCCAGCUAUCGUCACCUUCCUCACCAAGUCGAACCUACGACCGUGGGAAGGCAAACUCAACACCCCGCCCGUCCUCCUCGGCAUCCGUCUUCCCCGACGCAUCCUCUCCUCUUCCCAAUCCGAUUCCAUCCCCGCGACCAACCCCACCCCCACCGCGGAAGAAAGCGAUGACGUAGAACUAGCCUACAACCUCGCAGCCAUCGAGGUUCACCGGACCGUAACAGCCGAGUACGAGGGCCUCAAACUGCGAUACACAAGCAUCCAGGCCGGUCAGAGAGGAGGCGAACGGUCCGAACUCUCGCUCGAGGCCGUGCGUAUCCCAGAGGAGGAGGCCGCAGCGGCGCUCGAGUCCGAGCAAGCUCAGGCCAAGCUGGGUGAGGACUUGGACCGGUACCAGAUUGUGGACGAGGAAAUGUUCAGGGCCCAGUUUGAGUCCCAUUCAAUGAGCAAUACCGCGAGACGCCAGCGUGAGACAACAAAGCCCGCGGAACUCGAGGAGUUCUUACGGGUUGCCUCCAGCAUCGUUAAUGAGAGGGGCUGGUUGAGAUGGCAUGCGAAACGAUCAUAGAUGUACGAUAUCUGUAGGAUAGACUCCAGCGUGUGUACAAUAGCAAUUACAGAAGCAUCAACCUCCACUGUUGAGAGUCACCUUCAAACAGCACUCGAGGACCGGCACGUCACUGGCACACAAUGAAUUGACUGCGGAGCAGCU